Chiloscyllium plagiosum (whitespotted bambooshark) is the source of this 2580-nucleotide messenger RNA. Lineage: Eukaryota; Metazoa; Chordata; Chondrichthyes; Orectolobiformes; Hemiscylliidae. The record is from RefSeq and is a predicted model, not a curated record.
GGAGUCUACAUCCUGAUUGGUGUUGGAGCUGUGAUGAUGAUUGUCGGGUUUCUUGGUUGCUACGGUGCCAUCCAGGAAUCCCAGUGCAUGCUGGGAACGUUCUUCGCCUGUCUGGUGAUCCUAUUUGCUUGUGAAGUGGCUGCUGGGAUCUGGGGAUUUGUAAACAAAGAUGAGGUAGCUGAGGAGCUGAAAAUGUUUUACAACCAGGCCUCUGUGGCUUAUCAUACACCAUUGCAAAACGCAGAGAAGAAAGAGCAAGCUAAAGCAGUAUUGAUUGCAAUGCACAAGGCGCUGGACUGCUGUGGAGCCAACACACUGAACAAGUUUAUGACGACUGAGCUGUGUCCCAAACAGACAGGAGUGGGUCUGCUCACUAAAAUGGACUGUCACACACGGAUUGACCAGCUGUUUACAAAGAAACUGUACAUCAUUGGGAUUGCUGCUGUCAUUGUUGCAGUCAUCAUGAUUCUCGAGAUGAUUUUCAGCAUGGUGCUGUGCUGUGGGAUCCGAAAUGCCUCUGUGUACUAAAGGGGCCCCUUCUGCUGCCACUCACUGGAUCCUCUGUGAGCGCAGCUGAAAGAAAAGCUUUGUAGUGGAGUAGAUCCCAUCAUAAGAUGACCCCUAAACUAAUCUUAUUGUCUGUGAUGUUGCCACUUUUUAAAAUAUAUAUAAUGUUUCUUUAUAUAUUAAAAAAAAAAAUUUCCUGGCAUUGACGGUUCUCCUCUGGGUCUCCAUGCUGCAGUUUCCACUAGAGGAAUCUGUGUGCAGUUGACACCUGGUACCCACCCAUCAAGUCCACAGCAAGUAAAUCACCAACUUCAAAGAGCUUGUAUGCUGCAGCACAGUUGUAAUUGUUUGGAUAUGAAGAUUAUUUAAGGAAAAGGAUUGGAUGCCCAUUAUGCUACAGGAGGGGGCUCAGCGCUCCUUUUGAUCUGAAGCUUUGGGUUCCUCAAACAGAUGAAUAUGAACAUUUUAGAUACUAAAGUUAUUGGAAUUCAGUUUUUAAGAAAAAUUGACUGUUUCUGGCAACUGCAUCAGCUGUGAACCGUCUAUGAUCAGUGUGCACUCAAAUGGUGCAAACUUUCCAAAAUGAAUGUACUGAUUUUAAAGUAUUGAUUUUUCUUCCCGUUGUACUGCAGGUACCUUUUUUUUAAAAAAGUAUAUGUGUUACCUAACCGGUGCAGUGAGUAACUCAUGAAAGGGGCUGGUUAAAAUUUGUACCUGGCCUAUUAUUGCGCUUUUUGCUCUUGCAUACCAUUUGUACAUUUAUAUAAACGUAGCUCUGAAUGAACUAAAGGAAAUUUUGGCCGUGCCCCCACCCGGUCUCCUGUAUUUUAAUGUCUUGUGUAUCAAUGUAAACUAAAAGUAGAUCAUCCUUCCUGUAUCAUUUCAGGCAAGUUUUUUUUAUAUCAGGGUUUCUGAUACUGUGGGGUCUAUCUGCUUAACUUCCAGCCUGUGUUUUGUGGGAUACCUUCAACUUGAAGGUCUUGCUGGUUAUCUGGUGGUUUGAAAAAUUCCAUGUGUAUAAGCUUUGAUGCCUUGCUUUCAGCUUCAGUCAGAUUGCAGUUUUUUUUACUGUAAAGUGCUGUUAAUUAUGGUAUUCUAACCUAAAAGGAAUAAUUAAAAACAAAUCUGGGCACUUGUACUUUUCAUAAUCCAAUUCUACACUGACCAUUUGAACACUGAUAUUAUUAUGGGAAAUUAUGCUGUGGUUCUGCCAGAGUAAACAUUAGAACAUAAACCUGAAACCCACCUCUCUAAAGCUGCUCCAUAAUGUGCCUAGAACCAUAAACCUGUCCCUGCAAAUGUGUUCUUAAAAGUCCAAUAGUCUCCUUGUCAAACCUGAUUGGGGUUUCAAUGAGUUGAUCAAAAGGAUGACUAAACACAAGCUGGAUAUUUAUCAAGAUCAUUUGUUAUCUUGAGAAACAUUCAAAUUGGUAAUGCAUUCAGUUGCUGCCCAUGUUCAAAAAGAAAGCAAAUGAUUGGUUAGCAGGCAACUAAUGAGAACAAUCUUAACUUAGUCCUGCUCCAGCCUCCAUUGUCAGAUGUUCCUUGUAAAUCAGGUGGGAGCAUCUAUAAUGCAAACUUCCCCAUUUCCCCACACCAAUUAAAACAUGUACAAUUUUUGUUUGUAAAGCGUAGGCACGUUUGUCCAAUAAUGAUUUUAUACUUUGUGUUAAGUCUGGAUCAGUGUGUACUUAGCAACAGUGAGGUCAUCCCAGUAAUGCACUGACAAUUUGUUCAAUGUUCUGGUAAAUUAGAAAAAUAAUAAGGAUUUUCAAUUAUGGUUCUUCUGAUUUUAAGUUGGCAGUAGAGACAUGGUUAUCACUCAGGCCUGUUGUUACCCAGGGGAGUUCUGAUAAGUACUUAUUUGCUGCUGCUUUUAUACAGCAGUGAUUUCAGAAGGAAUUGGCUGUUUUGAUUGUGAUGAAAAUGUCUGAGUUGGAUUGAACCAUUGUACACAUUGGGUUAUACUAAGUGUAAUGUCCCAUAAAUUUAGCAUGUCUGCAUCCAGUGGGUUUGUAUACAACCUGCCUGUCCUGUGAAUACAUAACAAUAAAGAUCACCUCCUUUAACACA